Messenger RNA from Polistes canadensis, 1475 nucleotides. RefSeq lists its product as uncharacterized. The transcript has 2 exons. The record is from RefSeq and is a predicted model, not a curated record. Lineage: Eukaryota; Metazoa; Arthropoda; Insecta; Hymenoptera; Vespidae. The coding region runs from base 188 to 781 and encodes 197 amino acids.
AUUCAUUGAAAUGUGACAAUACCGCGACAUUUUAAUAGCGAUAGUUGUAAUAUUCUCUAAAUUCAAAGCUAAAAAGUAUGCGUGUGCGCAUUGCGCAAUAAUACAACUGUUUAUUUACAAUACUGAUGCUGUUCGAGGUUAAUGUUUUGCAUUUGAAAGUGUUUAUUUUUAAUUAAAUUAUAAUAUCAUGCCGAAAUCUGAAAAACAAUAUCGAUGGAAAGGAAGAAUUGUCAGCCAAAAAGUCUAUGCCCAACAAGUAAAACAAACCGUACUUGGCCUCCAACUGAAAGAGCAAUGUAGAAAACUUGAUGAGAAUGAAGCAAGUGGAAGUUCAAAAGAGCCAGUGAAUGAUAAAAAUAACGAAAAAAAAGCAGAAAUACUUGAAGGAUGUCGUAUAGUUAAUUUGAAAUACUUGGGCAAACAAUUGUGGUGCAUUUCAUGUAAAGAAGUGUUGUCUUUGGAGAACAUUGAAUCAGAAAGACGCAUAGGGUUAGCGUCAAUUUUGAUGGUUAAAUGCCACAAGUGUUUGAUUAUAAAUGAAAUCUAUACUGGAAAACAAAAAUCUUCUACAGAUAAACGGUCUCUACGUUAUGACAUUAAUUAUAAAUCCGUCAUAGGUGCAUUACACAGUGGAUUAGGUUGGACACAUCUCCAAAAAUUAUUUGCGUGCAUGGACAUACCAAGCUUUGGGUUCAGAGCUUUCAAACAAUAUGGAAAAGAAGUUGGACUAGCAGCUGAAGAUGUCGCAAAAGAAAGUUGUAGAGACAAGCAGCCAAAUUAGAAAAAGAAAAAACUAUAGAGCAAUCUCAAGCUCUAGAAAGUCAACUGUAAAAAAAUCCUUGAUCUUUUGAAGAGCUUUUGGAGGAGACUUGUCUGACUAAUCUAUCAUUUUCAAUAUACCUACAAAUCAUUCUUAAUUUAUAUUUAGGAUAAAAUCCUAAAAAGUAUAAUAUAAGGUGUAUAUUUUUAAUAUUUUUAUUUUGUUUAUUUUAUAUUUAUAUAUAUUUCAAUGCUUAUUCCAUUAAAUUCUUUGUAAAAUUCCAAUUCAAAAUUUUAUUGAAAUUGGACAAGAAGAACGUUACCCACAGCUGAAUGACAAACGUGUUAUGGACCCAAUAAAUUAUUAUUUAUGUAUAUAUAUUAACUAAAUCACGACUUUCAUUUAAUUUGUUUUUAUAUUUUAUCAAAUCAGUGUAUCAGAAAUCACGAGAAGACUGUUUUAGAGGAAUUUUUAGCGUAUAUACAAUUAAUAUCAACUUUCAAUGAAGAAAUGUAGGCUUUAUUGCUCACAGAUGUUAAUUUAAUACAAUAGUUGCAGUUAUUAAUAAAAUAAGUGACGAAAACUUGACAGCUGCUAUGUCAACUAUGUGCUUCAUUAAAGAAAUUGUAAAGAAUCCGAAUGAAGGGAAAGCUUUAUAACAUGUCGGGAUCACCGAUUAUCAUGUUGAACGUCCAAUUAAAACAGGGUUUGGAAA